Messenger RNA from Monascus purpureus, 2325 nucleotides. The record is from the annotation of a GenBank genome assembly. Lineage: Eukaryota; Fungi; Ascomycota; Eurotiomycetes; Eurotiales; Aspergillaceae.
AAAAAGUAUCAACGGAAAUCUGCAGAUUGGCAGAGCGCCAUGCGUGCGUUGCACCACGGCGUCUGUCAGCGUCCAAUGGUUGAUUAAACUUCAACCAUCUGGUUCUUCUACGCCGUUCUGCGUCUCCUUGUGGAGUAGAAAGAUACCGGCUGGGGAUAAUUCUCGGGGAUGCAUGCUCGAUUCAGGCAUCUUCCCUGUCUUCCCAGGGCUGGCUCUCGCACCCUCAUUUCGUUCCCCCCACGUCCCUUCUGUGCAGGAUUUAGGGUUGCUGCAUGGGCCGUUAUUACUUAAAUAUUUCUCCCUGCCCCUCUGUCCAUCUUCUUGGUUUCCCCCCAUUCUACUUUUUCCCCAUUCUCAUCAUUAUUUUCGAAACCUCGGGGUAACUCCCGGCUGUUACUAGGCUAGUGGCCCCUUGAGAGAUCGAGAAAGGAUCCAUAAUGUCUGAAGAAAAAAAGGAUCUCGAGUUGCACACUGCCGACCAUGAGGAAUUGGCGGUUCCCGAUAAGGGCCGCGAGUUCAGUGACUCCAAGGCCACGGAAUUGACCGAGUCUGCUAUGGACGCUGAGCUCCAAGAGCUCGAGGAACAGCUCAGGCAGACAAAGCCCUCCAGAAUGCUGUUCACCUUUUCCAAUCCCGCUGUCUUCACUUACGUCCUCGUUGGCUUUGCCUCCAUGGGCGGCUUGCUUUCCGGUCUGGAUCAGUCCCUCAUCAGUGGUGCCAACAUUGACCUACCUGGCGACUUGCAUCUUUCUUCGAGUAGGAGCAGUCUGGUCGAUGCUGGUAUGCCCUUGGGCGCUGUAGGCGGCGCGCUGAUUCUGUCCCCUGCCAACGAGUUCCUGGGUCGAAGGAUGGCCAUCAUCGUGUCUUGUAUCUUGUACACUAUUGGAGCGGCAUUGGAAGCCGGCGCCGUCAACUUUGGCAUGAUGUUCGCCGGCCGUUUCAUCUUGGGUAUGGGUGUUGGCCUGGAAGGUGGCACUGUGCCCGUUUAUGUGGCUGAGUGUAUUCCCAGACGAAUUCGUGGUAACCUUGUCUCCCUGUACCAAUUAAACAUCGCAUUCGGUGAGGUCCUCGGAUACGUUGUGGCGGCCAUCUUCAUCAACGUCAAGGGCAACUGGCGCUAUAUCCUCGGUUCAUCAGUUGUCUUCUCUACUAUCCUCCUUGUCGGCAUGAUCUUCCUGCCGGAGAGUCCUCGGUACCUGAUGCACAAGAACCGCGUAGUCGAAGCGUACGGCGUGUGGAAGCUGAUCCGAGGCUUUGACAACUUCGAAGCCAAAGAUGAGUUCUUGGGCAUGCGCCAAGCCGUGACCGCGGAGGUUGAGGAACGGCAGCGUUUGAAGAAGUUCGUCUGGCUCGAUUUCUUCACCGAGCCUCGAGCUCGCCGCGCGCUCAUCUACGUGAACAUCAUGAUCUUUCUCGGCCAAUUCACCGGUGUCAACGCUGUUAUGUACUACAUGAGCACUCUCAUGGGCAGUAUCGGCUUCGACAAAAAGGACAGCGUCUUCAUGUCCCUUGUCGGAGGCGGCGCGCUCAUGUUCGGUACCAUCCCUGCGGUCAUGUACAUGGAACGCUUUGGCCGUCGGUACUGGGCCAACGCUAUGCUCCCUGGCUUCUUCCUCGGCUUGGUGCUCGUGGGCAUCGGCUACCAAAUCAAUCAGGAGACACACCCUGCUGCAGCACAGGGUGUCUAUCUCACGGGUAUCAUCUUGUACCAGGGUUUCUUUGGUUCUUAUGCAACUCUUACCUGGGUCAUCCCCAGUGAAUCCUUCCCCACCUACCUCCGCAGCUACGGCAUGACGACCGCGGACGCAAACCUCUUCCUCUGCUCCUUCAUCGUCACCUACAAUUUCACCCGAAUGAUGAACGCCAUGACCCGGAUCGGUCUCACGCUGGGCUUCUACGGCGGCAUCGCUGUUCUCGGCUGGUUCUACCAGAUCCUCUUUAUGCCCGAGACUAAGAACAAGACCCUCGAAGAGAUAGAUGAGCUCUUCUCCAAGCCUACUUCUGUGAUUGUGAAGCAGAAUUUAAAGAAUAGCAUCCAGGUAGCGAGGGAUUUGGCUCACUUUAGGUUUAAGAAGGUCUUUAUUCCGGCUUGAUGGCUGUCUCACGGAGUGUGUAUGGUAUAUUCUGUCUAUCUUGAUAGAGGAUGGUAUAUUUUCUCUUUGACUUUGGUAUACUUAUUAUGGCAUGAUUAUGAUGAUAAUGGACUUACCUGGUCUCAUCAGAAUCCAGGAUUGUUAACUGUGAACAUUGUAAUCCACCUUGAAAUGAAUUUGAAAUCUACAAUCUACACAGCAAGGACUAAAAUAUAUAUAUAUAUAUAUAUUA